This is a messenger RNA of Daucus carota subsp. sativus, 2120 nucleotides long. RefSeq names its product aluminum-activated malate transporter 9. Gene Ontology annotation, biological process: malate transport. The coding region runs from base 208 to 1833 and encodes 541 amino acids. The transcript has 6 exons. NCBI's taxonomy places the organism in Eukaryota, Viridiplantae, Streptophyta, Magnoliopsida, Apiales, Apiaceae. Gene Ontology annotation, cellular component: plant-type vacuole membrane. The record is from RefSeq and is a predicted model, not a curated record.
CUCCUCCUAGCUAGUUGCAACUGCCUCACUCCCACUUCUUUAAAUUCCAACCAUUGUAUUCCUCAUUCUUUCAAUCUCAAAACUCAGAGUAUCAGCUCUUCAGCAUACUUUAAACUUUAACACAACACACUAGAAACUCCUACUCUUGGGAGUAUUGUUUCUAAACUGGAAUUCUCUGUCAAGAGCGCUCAGAGAGUUGAUUAUACAAUGAAUGGGAAAAAUGGCAGUACAAUUGAGAUCAAUAUAGCUUCCAUUACCAAAACUAACAUACCAGGAACUAUAAAGAGAUCAGGUGAUGUGAAAGUCUCGUGUAAAGGAUGGAUUUCAAUUCUCUGGGAGUUCUGCAAAGAAGACAGGAACAGAGUAAUAUUCUCCUUGAAAGUAGGGCUCGCUGUUCUACUUGUCUCUCUACUCAUACUAGUUCGAGCACCUUACAAAGAAUUUGGUACAAGCAUCAUCUGGUCCAUCCUCACUGUUGCCAUAAUGUUUGAAUACACAGUUGGUGCUACAUUCAAUCGAGGGCUCAAUAGAGCUCUAGGAAGCCUGCUCGCUGGAGUACUAGCUAUUGUUAUAACUCAAAUAGCCUUGAGCUCUGGCACUACUGCUGAACCUUAUAUAAUUGGUAUCAGCAUCUUUAUAAUCGGGACUGUUACAUCAUUUAUGAAACUAUGGCCAUCACUUGCACCAUAUGAGUAUGGUUUCAGAGUUGUCCUCUUCACAUACUGCUUAAUUGUAGUUUCUGGAUACCGUAUGGGAAAUCCAAUCAUAACGUCUAUAGACCGACUAUACUCAAUAGCUAUAGGAGCUAUUGUCGCAGUUCUAGUGAAUGUCCUAAUUUUUCCCAUAUGGGCUGGUGAGCAGCUGCACAAGGAACUAGUCAAGAGUUUUAAUUCAGUUGCUGACUCGCUUGAAGAAUGUGUGAGGAAAUACCUAGAAGAUGACGGAUCAAAUAAUCCUGAAUUCUUCAAAACAGUCAUAGAUGAGUUCCCUGACGAGCCAGCAUAUAAAAAAUGCAGAUCCACACUGAACUCCUCUGCUAAACUCGAGUCCCUGGCAGUUUCAGCUAAAUGGGAGCCCCCACAUGGCCGGUUCCAACACUUUUUCUACCCUUGGUCAGAAUAUGUAAAAGUUGGUGCAGUACUAAGAUAUUGUGCAUACGAGGUUAUGGCACUUCAUGGUGUUCUUCACUCUGAAAUUCAGGCACCCUUCAAUCUGAGAUUAACAUUUCAGACAGAGAUCCGAGAGGCAACAAAUCAAGCUGCAGAGCUAGUUCGAUGUUUAGGAAAAAACAUAAAUGAGAUGACGAGAAGCCUCAACACUGACCUAAUAAGAUGCGUUCAUAGCUCAACAGAACGACUCCAACACGCCAUUGACCUGCAUUCCUAUCUCCUUGCUUCUAGUAACGAUGCACCAGAUAACUCAGCUAAGCUACUUCCCAAACUCUCUAGAACUUUUACGCCCACCCUCUCUGAACUAUCAGAGCAACUGGCUGAACUUGACACUGAAGCCUCAGAGCUUAAACUUUCUCCAGCUGGCCAAGACACACCUGUAAUGAUUCCCGUGACACCACGUGUUGAAUCUUACCAUGAGAUGACGAGGAAGCAUUCAAGAAGACUCCAUUCUUGGCCGUCUAGGGAGGUAGAUGCUUUUGAGGAGGAAGGAGGGCUUGAAACAAACUCUGUUACCCGAAUGAAGGCCUUGGAGAGCACCACAACACUGUCACUUGGCACCUUCACUUCUUUGAUAAUUGAAUUUGUCGCUCGGCUUGAUCACUUAGUUGAAGCAGUUGAUGAGCUCUCCAAGAUGGCAAAAUUCAAGGAUGAGAUUCUGUAAAAAGAAGAAUACUGUGAGUCCUAAGUUGGACAAUAUUAAAAUAAAGUAACAAAUCCUAGCAUUGUAUUUGUAUCCUUGUUGACACCUCGCUUCUAAGGUCGAGUGUUCAAGUCUCAGUGGAGACAUGUGUUUGAGUAUCAGGUCGGGCCCUGACAAACCCCCUAUUUUCCUAUCCCAGUAAAGAAUACCCUCGCAUUAUAUACAUGCCUGGGCACCAACCAAUCUACCAUUUUUUUUUUAAUCUCUGUAACCAUUUUAUAAACUUGUCAAUGCCAUAUAUUGUAUGC